CAUAUAACUGUACAAACUAUUUCUGUAAGGCGAAUAAAUGCCGGUUUAUUUUUAGAUGGUUGCGAGAAGAAAAACUGCCAGUACUACGCUACGUGCAUAAGUGAAAAUGGCAAGGCAGAGUGUCGUUGUGCGACUGAGUGCAACAGCAACCUGGCGUUUACCAAACCGGUUUGUGGAACCGAUGGAGUGACAUAUUCUUCUGAAUGUCACUUGAAGAACAGCGCAUGUCAGCAGACAAAGUUCAUCGUCGUCGCGUUCGAGGGAAAAUGCGAUGCGUGCACAAACGUCGAGUGCGGCUUCGGCGAGGAGUGCCGUCGCGGCGAGUGCGUAUGUUCAUACCAGUGCUCUUCCGCGCCGCCGCCGUCGGCUCGCGUCUGUGCGGAGGACGGCGUUUUGUACGCCUCCGACUGUCACCGGCAGCUGGCUGCUUGUCGGCGACGAUCGCCGAUCGCCGUCAUGCCGCUUACACACUGCCACUCGGCUGUCUCUGCUCUUAACGAUGACUGUCAAUGCCACAGUCUGGGCUCACUCGAACCAAAAUGUGACAUUGAUGGAAAUUGCAGGUGCCGAGCUGGCGUCGGCGGCGCCAAAUGUGACCACUGCCUUCCUGGUUUCUGGGGACUUCACCUCAUCGCUCUGGGACAGCAGUCUUGCCAACCGUGCGGAUGUUCGGCGUUCGGGUCGUCGCGCGCCGACUGCGAGCAGUCCACCGGAAGAUGCGAGUGCUGGCGAGGCGCCCGCGGCGAACGAUGUGAGCGAUGCACAACCGAUCUCGUCAUGACUGCCAGUGGAUGCGUUCCGAAGCAGGAGUACCGCACGCCAGCUAGUUGUUCUUCAUUGGAGUGUCACCACGGAGCGAAAUGUGUUCAGUCCGUUGGUGAACUUCCCGAUUGCGAAUGUCCGGAACAUUGCGAUAUGAACCACCUCGGGAUAGUAGCAAACAUGAGCGUAUGUGGAUCGGACGGUACAACUUAUGAGGAUAUGUGUCAAUUGCUCAAGUUUGCCUGUAAACAUCAGCUCGAUUUGGUAGCCGUUUCUCUUGGGAUCUGCUUCCAAGGUCCAAAAGUUUCACUCGUAAAAAUCAUAUUCAGGUUGAACUUAAUAGCACAUUUACUUCCUAAGAUCCGCGAGCACACCCAGCUUCCACGGGAGAAUAGCAGCGUGCAGUUCGUAGGCAUCCUAUACGACGUUUUUAUUAAAAACGCAGUAGUAGAGCAUUUUUUGGGAUACAUCAACGAUAAGAAACCAACCUCUUCGUGUUAUCUGGUAUAA
This is a messenger RNA of Angiostrongylus costaricensis, 1272 nucleotides long. The record is from the annotation of a GenBank genome assembly. NCBI's taxonomy places the organism in Eukaryota, Metazoa, Nematoda, Chromadorea, Rhabditida, Metastrongylidae.